GAUAAUUAACAAUGACACUUACGUGGAAAGAGAAAUAUCGGAUAAGGAUACUGUCACUAUGAUGUCAAUUCUUCUAGUAGGAGUAUUUCUAUCCCUAUUGAUAUUCCUAUCGGUGGCGGGAAAUAUUCUAGUCUGUAUAGCAAUUUACACGGACCGAGGCCUGCGGAGGAUAGGAAACCUUUUUCUUGCAUCGCUGGCGAUAGCGGACCUAUUUGUGGCCUCGUUGGUUAUGACCUUUGCAGGCGUAAACGACCUACUUGGCUACUGGAUAUUCGGCAGCAAGUUUUGUGAUACUUGGAUAGCAUUUGAUGUCAUGUGCUCUACUGCCAGCAUAUUGAAUCUGUGUGCUAUAUCUUUAGAUAGGUAUAUACAUAUCAAAGACCCUUUAAGAUACGGCCGUUGGGUGACCAGACGGGUGGCUCUAGCUACAAUCGCAACGAUAUGGCUUCUUGCGGCGCUCAUCUCGUUCGUUCCCAUUAUGUUGGGCUUACACAGGCCGUCUCAUCCCUUUGUCAUCGAAUCCGGAGGGCAGAAUUACCCCACCUGCGCGCUGGACCUGACCCCUACUUACGCCGUCGUCUCCAGCUGCAUAUCCUUCUACGUUCCUUGUAUAGUCAUGCUAGGCAUUUACUGCAGACUAUACUGUUACGCUCAAAAACACGUUAAAAGCAUCAGAGCGAUCACAAGACCAAUUGACAUUCCUAACUCUACAUCAAAAAAGAAAACUAUCAAACAGAAAAAUAAGGCGCUUCACAUUCACCUUCACAACCAUCAGAGUUCACCAUAUCAUGUCAGUGAUCAUAAGGCAGCUAUCACUGUUGGGAUUAUUAUGGGAGUAUUUUUGAUUUGCUGGGUAAGUAAUACAAAAAUUUAA
Molecule: messenger RNA, 874 nt
Organism: Ceutorhynchus assimilis (cabbage seed weevil)
Lineage: Eukaryota; Metazoa; Arthropoda; Insecta; Coleoptera; Curculionidae
Source: the annotation of a GenBank genome assembly